GCACCUUCCCACGGGAUCUCCUGACCGCCUGUGGACACUGCUCCCAGUCCUGGCCGCCGCCCAGACCCCAGCCUGGCUCGGGACAUGCCCGCCUGCUGUGCAAGGCCAGGGCCAGUGCCAAAAUGAGCGCGACCGCCUGGUUCCUGGUGAGUGGCAGCGGCACCCGCCACCGGCUCCCGCGAGAGCUCAUCUUCGUGGGGCGCGAUGAGUGUGAGCUUAUGCUGCAGUCCCGCAGUGUGGACAAGCAGCACGCCGUCAUUAACUACGACCAGGGCAGGGACGAGCACUGGGUGAAAGACCUGGGCAGCUUGAAUGGGACUUUCGUCAAUGACGUGCGCAUCCCUGACCAGAAGUACGUCACGCUGAAGCUCAAUGAUGUCAUUCGUUUCGGCUACGAUUCCAACAUGUACGUGCUGGAGCGGGGGCAGCACCGCGUCCCCGAGGAGGCGCUCCGGCACGAGAAGUACACCAGCCAGCUGCAGGUGAGCGUCCAGGGCGUGGCGCCCACUCGGGGCGAAGCCCCCCCGGAGCAUGCGCCCUACUGCGAGUCCUCGAACCCCAGGCCAGAGAGAGGGGACCGCCGGCCGGCAGCAGAGAGCACGGCGUACCGCACGCCCCUGUACGGGCAGCCUUCCUGGUGGGGUGAGGACGACGGCAGCACCCCGCCUGAGGGACAGCGCCCGGAGGACCCCUACCCAGAGCGCCCCAAGGAGAUGGGCCAGCAGGAUGGGGAGCUCACGGGGACCCUGGCCGGCUUCCGAACCCCCAUGGAGCCUCAGGGCUGCCCCUUCAGGCGGGAGCCCAGCUAUUUUGAGAUCCCUACGAAGGAGUCCCCGCCCAAGCCCCGGGCCCCCGAGGCUCCUGCUGCACUUGAGGCUCCCACCAAGGAUGAGCCCCCCAGCGCCGGCGGGGCGCCUGUGGUGCAGAGCCACGCCUCCUUCACCAUUGAGUUUGACGAGGGCAGCCCCGGCAAGGUGAAGAUCAAGGACCACGUCACCAAGUUCUCCCUGCGUCCGCGGCGGCCCCCGGGCCGGGAGGCCACGCCUGGCGAGGUGGUCUCUGCGGAGACCAAGGUGGCCGACUGGCUGGUGCAGAAUGACCCGAGCCUGCUGUGCCGGGCCUGCCCGGGCGACGACCGGCACAGCACAAAGAGCGACCUGCCCACGCACAGCCGCACGCUGCGGGGUCACAAGCACCAGGACGGCACGCAGAGCGACUCGGAGGACCCCCUGGCCAAGGCGGCCGCGGCGGCAGGGGCCCCUGCGGACGCCGGCGGAGAGCAGGUCCGGCUUCAGCGGCAGCUCAAGCGGGACCCCCAGGAGCUGCUGCACAACCAGCAGGCCUUCGUCAUCGAGUUCUUUGAUGAGGACACCCCGCGCAAGAAGCGCUCCCAGUCCUUCACGCACACGCCGCCCGGGGACUGCAAGGCCGACCGGCGGCGCGGCCCCGGGCCGGCCGACAGAGAGCGUCCAGGCGGCCCGGCCCCUGCCCGGGCAGUGGGCAACUCCGGGCCACAGCGGGCCAGCUCCCUCAAGCGCGAGAAGACCGAGGAGCGCCUGGGCAGUACCUCCCCAGCCCCCCGCUCUGCUGCCCGCCCCUUCGGCAGCGUGGGGCGCCGCUCGCGCCUGGCCCAGGACUUCGUGGCGCAGUGUCUGCGGGAGGGCUCCCCCGGGGCCCGGCCUGGCCCGGAAAAGGCGCCCCCCGCGCUGCCCGCCCCCGUGACACCCCGUGGGACCAGCCCUGCAGCCCCCUCAACCCCACCGCCACCCCCUGCGGACCUCCCACUCAGCAAGGCUCACCGACAGGAGGAGGAUGACAGCCUCAGUGACGCGGGCACCUACACCAUUGAGACGGACGCGCAGGACCCGGAGGUGGAGGAAGCCCGCCAGAUGAUCGACCAGGUCUUUGGGGUCCUUGAGUCCCCUGAGCUCUCCAGGGCAUCCUCAGCCACGUUCCGCCCGGUCAUUGGUGGGGACAGAGAUGAGACUGGGGACAGCACAGCCCAGCGGCUGGCCCUGCUGCAGGAGCUGGCCUCCCGGCCAGGUGUCAUAGCCGCCCAGGGGGAGCUCCAGGGCCUCCCAGGACCCGGCUCCCCAGGGGGUCAGAAGUGGGCGUCCCGCUGGGCCAGCCUGGCCGACAGCUACUCUGACCCCGGCCUGUCAGAGGAUGGCACCGGGCGCAAGGGCGUGGGCCCCGAAGGGGUCCUGCCGGUGCGUCAGCGGCGCCUGCUCCCGCCACUGCCCAGCGAGAGGACAGACAGCCCAGCCGGCCCAGAGGCCGCCAGGAGGAGUGGGCCCGGGCCCCCAGAGCUGGGCAGCCAGCAGCCCGGCCGCCCUGCGGGCCAGGAGGACCUGGAGCCCGACAGCCUCAGCGACGCCAGUGGGUCGGACGGCGGGCGGGGGCCAGAACCAGGAGGGGGUGUCCCGCAAGAGGAGCGACACAGGAGCCCCCCGCAGGGCCCUGUGUGGACGAGGGGCCAGCGCUCCCCACGGGCCCCUGGGGAGCCUGGCCCUACCUCUUUCUUCAUUGGGGAGCGGAAUGGAGAGGCAGCCUGCUCUGGGAAGCCCACUGUGGCCCCAGGGGACACGCAGGCACCCCCUGCCCGGGACGGCGUCUACGUGAGUGCCAGCGGGAGGAUGGUCAUCCAGCUUCGCACGGGCCGGUCCCCAGAGCCUGAGGCCCCGGCUCCACCCAGGGAGGCCCUCGCUUUCGUCCGGCAGGAGAGCUUCACCAAGGACCCUGCCAGUGGCCCCCCGGCACCCGGCCAGCUCCCACACAUCUCCAGCCACCCUCUCCUGCAGGACCUGGCCGCAGCCCGGGCAGCUCGCAUGGACAUCCACCCCCAGGACACCCACCACAUCCUGAAGGAGACGGAGACAGCCCUGGCGGCCCUGGAGGCCCGGUUGCUCUCCAGGUCAGCGGGGGAGGUGGAGGGUGAGCUGGACAGCGCCCCCGGGCGGCCGGAGGACUCUCUGUCCGGGGACUCGGACGUGGACACGGCGAGCACCGUGAGCCUGCUCAGUGGCAAGAACGGGCCCAGCCCCACAACCACCCAGUCGGGGGUGCGGUCGGCCCUGCCCGUGGCGCCGGCCCCCGGGGUCACCGCCCCGAAUGGCACCCAGGAGCGGCCCUCGGAGAAACAGCACCGCCCGCCGGACGUGGGCCGUGGGGAGUCUGGACGGCGCCCGCCUGGGUGGCGCAGCCACGGGCCCCGGGGGUCCCUGGACUGGCCUGACGAGGAGCGUGGCAGCGGCCCCACCCACCCACCGGGCUCAGACCUGGUCACCUCUGACCGUGAGGCCCCUGGGGCAGGGCGGCCAGGGCUGCGCAGGAAACCAGCGGCUCCACCGCCGUCCCCGGCUGCCCGGGAGGAGCAGAGCCAUGGCUCUGCCAGCAGCCAGAAGGUGCAGCAGGUGCUGACCCGCUCCAACAGCCUGUCCACCCCCCGGCCCACGCGGGCGUCACGGCUGAGGCGGGCCCGGCUGGGGGAUGCCUCGGACACAGAGGCCGCGGACGGUGAGCGGGGGUCCCCGGCCAAUCCCGAGCCAGCGGCCCGGCCGGCCACCGAGCAGACCAAGAAGCUGUCACGCCUGGACAUCCUGGCCAUGCCCCGCAAGCGGGCCGGCUCCUUCACGGGGCCCAGCGACUCGGAGCCACUGCCCACGCGGACUGGCUUCUCGGGCCGCAGCAUGGAGCUGUGCUGCCCCAGCCGGCGGCCCACUGCGGCCGAGGCCCGGACCACCGGCAGGAAGACGACCAGCCCCGCGGCCACCGCCGCCCGCCAGCCCUUCAGCAGGGCGCGCCCGGGCAGUGCCCGGUACUCCUCCUCCAGUGAGUGCUGGGAGCAGGCUGGCGGGGUCCCAGUUUCCUGUGGCGGCCCGGGGACGGUGCGGGGCCCAGCUCCCCUGGCGGGGCACCCAGUGGGGCCCCCAGGCCCCGACUGUCCCGGCAAGAAAGCGGAAGCCCCACCGCCUCCAGGACGAGCACCCUCUGUCUUUGGGGCCCGGGAGGCCGCGGGCACCAGGCGGCCACCGGCCCCUCCCGAGGCGCUCUCUGGGUCUGAGUGGGCCACUGUUGGUGGUCAGGUGCGGACGCAGUCGUCUCCCCUGCCCUGGCGCCUUGGGGCCCACGGGGUCUCCGGCCUUGGGGGGCUGGGCCAGCCUCUGCAGAGCAGCGUGUGGUGCUGGAGCGCCCGCCCCAGGCCGACCUGUUUUCCGAGUGAACUGGAUGGAGAUGAGGGGCUGCUGGCCCGGUCUGCUCCUGCUGACCCCGACUGGCCCUGCUGGCCCCUGCUGGGCCCCCAGCAGCACAGCUCCUCCCAGCCUGCCCGGGCAGGGCUCCAAGGGGGGGCCAUGCACGCGCUCGCGCAAGCCAGCCAGGCCCAGCCGUGGCCUCAGCCCCCUGCGGGCACAGAGGGUCAUGCCUGGUGCCCUGUGACCGUCCUCUGGCCGCCUCCCUGCGCCGGCAGGGUCCUCUUCCAGAACUCGGGGCGUGCGUGGGAGGAGCUGGAGGCCAGGAUCAACGCGGAGAACGAGGUUCCCAUCCUGAAGACGUCCAACAAGGAGAUCAGCUCCAUCCUGAAGGAACUGAGGCGGGUGCAGAAGCAGCUGGAAGUUAUCAACGCCAUUGUGGACCCCAGCGGGAACCUGGACCUGCUGACUGGAAACCAGGGCCGCGUGAGCUCAGCCCAGCCGGGAAAGGGUCGGCCCGCAGCCCAGAGCACGUCCUCGCCCGCCGUGGCCGACACCCUAUUGCCCACCCUGGCUCUGCGGGGCUACCCGCGGGCCAACUGUGGGUCCCCUGGCCUCCCAGACCCCGCCUUCCUCCCUGACUUCCUCCCAGACGCAGAGAGGUUCCUGAUCUAGGUGCCCGGCCGCCCUGCACCCUCCGCCGCCGCCCCCCUCGGCUCACUACCCAGACCCCCAGGCUAUGACCCAGCCGCACCGCCAGCCUGGCCCCUUCCCAGCCCGGCCAGCACCCACCGGGUGUCCAGGCCCUCCCGGGCCCCAGGGCUGCAGGCCCAGCUCCUGCCCAAGGCCCGGCCCCUCCACCUGCCCACAGGGCCGCCCUCCAUCCAGCCCACCCCCUUCCAUCUCUGUUGUUUUUGUUGUUAGCUUUAAAGGAAAGAGUCGGUGCCAUCGCCGCCUCCCUGGGGGGCUCUGCCCGAGGCCUGGGCACCGGCCCGACCUGCCCAGCAGGUGGGCUGGGCCUGGGUUGUUCAGUGCCAAACCCGCCCCAGACCCAGCGACCGGCCUGAAAGUAACCAUGUGGAUGUGGGGCAGGGACCCACGGCCUAGUGCCCUGGUGUGACCCUUGAGGCCCACACCGCGCCCGGCACACCGGUCAGCCAGCCUGCCCCUGCGAAGCCUGGUGCAGGGUACCCUGGGCUGGGGAGGGCCGGCCAAAGCGCCCGAGCGGCUGGAAAGCAGCUUCCGGAGGCUUGAGCCAUGGCCUCCCGCCGCCCCGUCUGCUGCUGUGGCCCUGAGCCCUGGCCCGGGCGGGGUGGGGGACAGGGACAGAUUUCUCAGGAUGCGUCUGUGGGGACCUACCAGGUGAGCUACUGGAUCCUCGCGACCAGACGUCCGGAGCCCAGAGCCAAAGAGCUGGCUGGCCGUGGGCUGCGGUGGGUGCUGCCAGGGGCGCCCAUGGCCUCUGCGGAGCCCGGUGUCCAUGUGGGGGCAGCGGUGUUUACAUGGAGCGACGUGGCGCCCAGCGCGGCCCAGCCAGGACCCACCGCUUCUCGGAGGCCCCUCUGCGUCGCCCUCAGCGUCACGACGUCUUUCAGAAAUGGUUAUUUUAUAUGAUUUAUCAUAGAUUUGUUCUAAUAAAUCAUUCUUCUAUCACG
Condylura cristata (star-nosed mole) is the source of this 5845-nucleotide messenger RNA. It is a transcript of the gene CEP170B, whose product is annotated as centrosomal protein 170B. Lineage: Eukaryota; Metazoa; Chordata; Mammalia; Eulipotyphla; Talpidae. The record is from RefSeq and is a predicted model, not a curated record. The transcript has 15 exons. Bases 123 to 4865 code for a protein of 1580 amino acids. Gene Ontology annotation, molecular function: protein binding.